GAUCUUAGGGAAUAGUUAGGAUCGGAACUGAAGAGAGCAGGGAGCUAACCGGUGGAGGAAAUGGCAGCGCUAGUACAAAUUCCGUACGAUGCGGCUGUGCGAGCUGUGCUCGUCUCUCUCGAGAAAAACCUCUUGCCGGACGCCGUCGUACGCCGGCUGACGCGUGUCCUCCUCGCCGCCCGCCUCCGCCAGGGCUACCUCUCCUCCGCCCAUCUUCAGCUCUCCCAACUCCUACGAUUUAAGAACGCUCUGGAAGACAUGCCAAUAGCUAUGGAAACUGAUAAGGCCAAAUCACAGCAUUAUGAGCUACCGACAUCAUUUUUCAAACUUGUUCUUGGGAAGAAUCUCAAAUAUAGCUGUUGUUACUUUGAAGAAAGCACAAGCACACUAGAGGAUGCUGAGGUUGCAAUGUUCGAUCUGUAUUGUGAAAGAGCUCAGGUUGAAGAUGGGCAAUCGAUCCUUGACUUAGGAUGUGGCUGGGGUUCUCUCUCCUUAUAUCUUGCAAAGAAAUACAAAAAUUGCAAAAUUACAGGGAUAUGCAAUUCAAAAACGCAGAAAGCUUAUAUUGAUGAGCAGUGCAGGGAACUUCAGCUCUUGAACGUAGAUAUCAUUGUUGCAGACAUUAGCAAACAUGAAAUGGAUGCAUCUUUUGACAGAAUUAUAUCUAUAGAGAUGUUCGAGCACAUGAAGAACUACAAGGCACUUCUCAACAAAAUAUCUAAGUGGAUGAAGCCUGAAAGUCUACUUUUUGUUCAUCAUUUUUGCCACAAAGCAUUCGCUUACCAUUUCGAGGAUGUAAAUGAUGAUGACUGGAUUACAAGAUAUUUUUUCAGUGGUGGAACAAUGCCAUCUUCUAACCUGCUACUAUACUUCCAGGAUGAUGUUUCUGUGGUCAACCAUUGGCUUAUUAGUGGUAUACACUAUUCAAGGACAAGUGAAGAAUGGCUUAAGAGAAUGGAUAAGCAGUCAGAUGCUAUAAGACCCAUUAUGGAGUCUACUUAUGGGAAGGAUUCAGCCAGGAAAUGGACUGCUUAUUGGAGAACUUUCUUCAUUUCAGUUGCAGAGCUUUUUGCUUACAACAGUGGAGAUGAAUGGAUGGUUGCUAAUUUCCUCUUUAAAAAGAAGUGAACUUACAGAUUCUAAGGACCAAAAUCUGCAGCUUUAUCUUCUAAUGAGCUAAUGGACAAACUCCAGCUUAGUUUCAGCUCGCUACUAUGUAUUAAAAGUAUUGUUUCAUUUAUUAUUAAUAAUCACUCGAAGCACAACUGGUAACUGAAAUUAUAAGGCUUCGUUUGGGACGGCUUUUUUAUGCUUUUUAAAGCAAUUUUUUAGUAAAAAAAAAUAUUUUUUUACCAUAAAGCUAUUUUAAGCAGCAGUAAGAAAGUAGUCUUAAACGAAGCAUAUAUAUAGCAAAGCUCAAUUGAGCGCAUUUUUUUAUAAUUUUA
Molecule: messenger RNA, 1445 nt
Organism: Dendrobium catenatum
Lineage: Eukaryota; Viridiplantae; Streptophyta; Magnoliopsida; Asparagales; Orchidaceae
Product: (S)-coclaurine N-methyltransferase
Exons: 8
Coding region: 61-1128 (355 amino acids)
Source: RefSeq, a predicted model, not a curated record